AUGUUCUUUGAUCUACCCUACGCCAAUAUAAAUUUUUAUCGUAGUCGGUCCUAUGUUCGUAAAAUGAACACUAUUGAUGUUAAUAAUUAUCAACUUUUGGUCCAGGCAUUGGAAGGAUCAUUAUCACCAGAUGAUGCUCAUAGAAAGAGGUGUGAAGAGUAUUUAAUAAACUUUUCGCUCAAGGAGGGGUCAAUACCUUCUUUCAUGAGGAUUAUGUCCAACUUUCAAUUCGAAGAUGCAGUUAGACUGGCUUCGUCGAUUAGACUAAAGAAUCACAUUAUAUCGCACUGGAUUGACAGCACUCCCGACUACUCAAUUGAAAAUCCUAUUAUCUCACACACGGACCGAGCGUUCCUGCUGGACAAUCUCUACCUGUGCCUGGUCUCCUCGAAUCAGAGAACAAUUCGUAACCAAUGCUACCAAAUCCUGAGGCACAUAAUGUUUAACCUUGAAAUUAAGGAUGUGAAGACGAUGCUGACGUCAAUUUCAGCAGACUUGGGGCAGAGAGAAAACUCAGACCGAAUUUCGUGCGCACUUUCGAGUUUGCGCAAGGUGGUGACUAAGUACGAGUACCACGGAAGCAGCCUGACGAAUGAACUGAAUGAUAUCAUUUCGGCAUAUUUCGGCCCGCUACUAUCGGUUGCACUGGACGCCUCAAAAAUAGGCCUAGGAAACGACGAGGCUGCCACGUUAAUUCACCUGGUCCUGAAGAUAUAUUUCUCCUUGGCACUGCUAACGUCGCCAUCCACGGACCUUUUGAAGGAGUCGAUACACCACUGGAUGAACUUGGUUCUAUUUGUACUCGACGAGUUCGUAAAAUGGCAACAGUCAUGGCCUCAGAGAGCGGAUGUACAGGUUAGCAUCUUUGCGGAAUUGAAAAAUGAUGAUGAAGACCAUUUAUGUAAAUUAGAGCAAUUUAAGUGUUUUAAGUGGUCAUUGAGGAUACUAAAUAAGUUUAUCUCAAGGCAUAGUUCAUACAAGGAUAAUCCAACCAAGUUUAUGUUCUUUUCAUCUUUCAUAUCGGACAAGUAUUCACGUAAGCCCUGGAUAGAACUACAUUAUCUAAGUAUCUGUGAUUAUAAUGGAUGGCAAAAGUGUAAGCGGAAUUCAUUGAUAAAUUCAGAUCAAUUUGUGGUCUCAAUGAUCAAUUUACUUAAGCUAGAGUCGGAAAAUAAGUUGUUGUUCAAUAAUUUGUCACACCACCUGAUAUGGUCGUAUCUUAGAAAUUGCUUAUCAGUGGAAAGCCACUUUAACAACUGCCUGAAGGAUCAUUUGAGUGAGUUGCUGGGAGUGUAUUGCCUAAACACGUUCAAAUACACAAAGGAGGACCUCGAACAGUACCAAGAGGAGCCUGAACAAUUCAUAAAGCUGCAGUCAGAGCUGUCCUUUCAAUUCUGCAGUAACCGAGGAACGUGCUCAGAUUUUUUGAAGGACCUGGUAAAAACGUACCCAUCAGAAACGAUAAAACAAAUUAAGCGUAUUUUACAACUGGGCUUCGAAAGCACAGAUAACACAGUGCUCUACUCAGCAAUGUCGAUAGUGGGAUACGUGGCUGAAAAGCUGAUAAGGAGGAACAGAACACAUCAACCUGCAGCGAACCACAAGGAAAAAGCGAGGAAAAAGUUCGGGCUAGAACUGCAGCAAGUCGAUGGAGAGGAGCUGCUUGAAGUGAAGGUGUUGGGACUGCUUAACUCGCCGGACAUCUGGAUAAGGAUGAGGGCCGCGUGGCUCUCAGGGAGAAUCGUGAAGCGAGUGCACAAUAUCAGGAACUUUGAGACGCUGAGGAAGCUUUACGUCCGCCUGCUGGACAUGAUGGUGGACGGGGAGAUCCUGGUGGCAGUCUUCGCGUCAAACGCACUCAUCGAGCUCUUCAGAAUCGAAAACAAAAACCUUAACCCGUUAAUCUUAGGCUCAUUGUCAUCGCUGCUGGAAAGACUCUUCAUGCUGAUGAACAGAAUAUACCUGGAGAGCGUGACCUCAGUGCUGGCAGAGAUAGUGGAAACAUACCCGCAGGAGGUGGUGCCCUACGCGAAGGACAUCAUUCUGAACAUGUCAAACAACCUGACGAAGAGCCUUAUGGCUUCGAAAGAAGGAGUGGCGGAAGCAGCAGACGACGAAAAGAUACUCGUCCGCUGGACCAUGAUGCAGACGCUCAACACAGUGCUGAGGCUGCUCACUCACUCAACCCAGGACACGAACAAGGAGGGGAACCAGGCGCCGAAGGAACCCGCAGAGGAGAAGCUGCUGCUGGAGCUGAGCAGCUACGGAGUGAUCAUCACGACCAUCGUGAACCUGCUGAAGCUCCUCUUCGGAACAGAGGACGAAAUGUGCGUCGAGUACCUGGACGAGGGGGCGCUGCUGCUGGCGAACCUGGUGAGGCUCCUGGACGUGAAACCGGUGAAGAACCUUAUCGCGGCCAAGGCGGCCACAGCCUUCGCAGACUUCUGGAUGCUCCUGGUCAUGCUACUCGACCUCAUGAGGAAGUUGAGCUUCGAGAUGGUGUCGGACUUCGGGAUGAUCCGGGAGCCCCUGGUGGCGCUGGCGCACAGAGACCCCCAGGGCUUCGCAAAGAUCCUCGACCAAUUAUACCGGAUCUGCCUCGAGGCGAGGAACAGCGGCCUGGGCGACGAGGUGGACGACGUCAUCGCAGACUGUCUGGAGGUGAGUCUGGAAUCGGGAGCGGUGCACGCGAUCUUUGCCACGAUCCUGGACGACGCCUCGACCCGAGUGGCCGCCUUGGUCUCGAACUGCCCUAAGACGAGCAUGCAGGAUCUGGCCUCGGACAACGUGCACCUCAUGCGCCUGUCCAGCCUCGUCAUCAUGUACUACUAUCGGAACCUGCACGCCUCCUUCGCAGAGCAGGCCGCGGCGGCGAACCAGGCAGUCGCGAACCACCUGAAGGUACUCUCGAGCUUCGUCGUCAAGUACUCGGUGUACUGCACCUGGAAGUCGAUCAGGAAGUACUCAAUCCUGGCCUGCUGCACGCUGCUUAAGAAUAACGCGACGAAGCUGGACGACACGGCCAACGCCCUCAUUACGCUAAUGCAGGCUCCCAAGGACGACCUUUCUGACGACAAAUACUCGGGUUCUGAGUGCGAUUACGACGACGAAGAUGAUGACGACUAUGACUACGACGACAACGACUCCGAGUGGUCGGAAUACGAGAUCACCGAGUCGCCCCUGAACCACGUUUGCGAGAUGAAGGUGGCGAAGCAGUUGUUGAUGGACCUGAGGGACUCUUUGAACCAAAACACCCGCAACAACAUGGUCUUUGUCUUGAAUUCGACUUAA
Messenger RNA from Theileria orientalis strain Shintoku, 3291 nucleotides. RefSeq lists its product as uncharacterized. The record is from RefSeq and is a predicted model, not a curated record. Gene Ontology annotation, biological process: protein import into nucleus. Bases 1 to 3291 code for a protein of 1096 amino acids. Gene Ontology annotation, cellular component: cytosol; nuclear envelope. Gene Ontology annotation, molecular function: small GTPase binding. The transcript has 5 exons. NCBI's taxonomy places the organism in Eukaryota, Apicomplexa, Aconoidasida, Piroplasmida, Theileriidae.